AUGAACUCUAGCUCCAUGAACCGCAACACAGUUGAACCACUCACUGGUGUCAACUACAAAAAAUGGAAACAAGACUUGGAGAUAGUUUUAGGUGUCAUUGAUAUGGACCUAGCACUGAGAACUGAGGAACCCCCAUUGCCUAUUGAUGGUUGCACUUCGAGCCAAAGAUCAAAGUAUGAAAAGUGGCAGAAGUCAAACAGAAUUUCAUUGAUAAUAAUCAAGAGAUCCAUGACAGAUGUUAUUCAUGGAGGAUUUCCAAAGUCUUCAAACGCACAUGAGUUUAUGAAAUCCACCGAGGAGAAGUACAAAGAAUCCAAGAAGACUAAAACUGGCAAUCUUAUGAAUUCACUCACAUCAAUCAGGUAUGAUGGUGAAGGAAGUGUACGUGAAUAUAUACUCAUAGUAAUCGACAUUGCUGGAAAGCUAAGAAACCUUGAGGUACCAAUUUUUGAAACCUUUUUGGUUCAUGUCAUGAACUCUCUGCCAGAUUUUUAUACUCAGUUGAAGGUCUCUUAUAAGGCUUUGCAAGCUAAAUGGGAUGUGAAUGAAUUGAUUUCGAUUUGUGUGGGUGAAGAAGUGAGAAUUAAAAAGGAAAUAACUGAAAGGAGAAGAUUGAAUCUGUGA
Molecule: messenger RNA, 624 nt
Organism: Malus domestica (apple)
Lineage: Eukaryota; Viridiplantae; Streptophyta; Magnoliopsida; Rosales; Rosaceae
Source: RefSeq, a predicted model, not a curated record